UGUCAGUUCGAGUUACCUCCACGUAAAACUGGGUUGUUACUGAAUCCACUCUGACAUGUCGGAAGGGAUAUAGUAGCGCCUGUUGCGGUUCAUCCUGGGCAACGUCAGAUAGUGCUGCAUUGAAAUCUCAUAAUGGGAUCUCAAUGACGCGGUACCUGGCGGCCGAAGACUCGAUACCCAAUCUAAGGUGUUAUCCGUACCGUGCCGAGAGAUGCGUGGCUGAGGGGGAGCUCAGUCGCUAACGGUGGGCCCUCGAUACCAGGCGACCUCGAGGUGUAUAUAGCCUUACUCCGGCAUGCGGGGCUCUGCUGGAGUGGACCUACUUUCCCUAGCUACUCGUGGGACCAACAUGAAUAAAUGCUCUCCCAAAAAAAGUAACGGUAACCUGGAAGACCUAUGCCAGGAACUUAUGCCACUGAUAGAAGGAGUAGAACAACCGACCCAAAUAUCAGAGCAACUCAGUAUGGAGACAGAGGAAUCCAUCAGCACGGCAGAAAGGGCUGCUUGCGGCUCACACUCGCUGACUGAUGAAUACACCGCCUCCAAACCCACUGGCAGGAAAAUGUCAAGUGCGGCAAAAAAGCGCUUCGGAGCUCUGAGGCAGCUGGGAGUGGAGCCGAAUAUGGCUUCAACACUGGCGGUCAAGAGCUUCGCUGAGCUGAAGCAGAUGGGGUACAAGUUUAAGGCCUCGCAACCUGAAUCUGGGCGCAAACCGGUAAAACGGGUUCGCUCGGAGGAGGAAUCGCCAAAGGGACAUAUUACCAAAGUCCCAAAGGUGAGUGAGACCUUAAACACCUCAACCACCGUAGCCUACAGCGAGGCCGUACGCUCAAUCCGGGUCGGCAUAAAAGACUCCAAGUCCUUGAUGACUAACACACAACUGGAGUCGCUGCGCAAUACCAUCCUGCAAAGCAUUGCCAAAUCCGGAAGGGGCGAAGGGCCUAAAUUCGUGGGCUGCUCCUUUAAGCCAGGCUGGCUCCUCAUCACGUGUGAGGACGAGCGCUCAAAAACCUGGCUUGAGAAUAUAGUCCCCCCCCUCAAACCGUGGCCGGAAGCAAGCCUCGUUCUAUUGAGCGAGUCUGAAAUCCGAAAACCUAAUGUGGGGGUGGUAUAUAUUCCUAUCUCUGAAGCCAGCAGCGCAACGCGGGCCUUAGAAUUCUUCGGUGCUCAGAAUGAGGGUCUGAACACCGAGCACUGGAAGGUCCUCAAUACGAAGGUUGACAAGGGAGGUCUAACUCUGACCGUAUCCCUAGACGACCACUCGUUUGAGGCCCUGAAGAUGAUGGACCUAAAGGCCAACAUUGGCUUCAAAAAGGUCCAGUUCAGAAUUAAGGGCCCCAUACAGGACUCCAAACCCUCCGCUGAACCCCCGACCACCGCCGCAACCACCACCACCUCUACCCCCGUACCCGCAUCCUUAACCACCCCCCCUGAGGGUACCGUGCAGGUCCGCACAGGACCACAACGGGUCAACCCUCCUUCCACCCCCUCAACCUCCACUUCCACACUCCCAAACAGGGGAAGGGGAACGCGGUUUCCCCCCAACAGGGGGACCACAAGGGGCGCACAUCCGCCCAGAGGAAGGGGGCAGCACAGAGGACCGUACCGAGGGCGGCGGGGCACACAAGGGCGCCGCGGCUCCCAAACACAAUAGUCCCCACCAACCUCAACGCCCAAAGGGGAUGGCGAUACUACAGGCCAACCUACACCACGCUAUCGCAGCCUCUGCGGUCAUAGAAAAGAUCUUCAGCGAAGGUGGCCUGGACAUCGCCCUCAUUCAAGAACCAUGGAUAAACGCCGACUCUAUGGUAGCCGGUCUGAACAACGCUGAACUUUGCAGCGAAGAUACUGUCACCGCGUACGUAGAAGUCAAAGGGCCGAACAGGUCCAAAGUACUCUUCUGCUCGGCAUAUCUUCCUGGAGAUAAGCAAGAUCCCACUGAAGAACUGACUAACGUCCUGGAAUACUCUAGAAGACAAAAGUCGGAACUGAUAGUGGGAUGCGAUGCUAACGCCCACCAUACCAUCUGGGGAAGCUCGGAUACCAACAUGAGAGGUGAGUUACUAUCCGAUUUUCUUCUAUCUAACUGUCUACAGGUGCUGAACAAUGGCCACACGCCAACAUUCGUAACAAAAACCAGACAGGAAGUAAUAGAUAUAACAUUCGCAACAGAAAAUGUGUCAAAAUGUAUAACAAAAUGGCACGUCAGCAGCGAGAACUCAAUGUCUGAUCAUAGACAUAUACGUUUUGAUAUUUCAGGGCUGGUAGAAGCUCAAUAUCCAAGAGUAAGGAAUCCAAAAGACACCUCCUGGGAUAUGUAUAUAACCCUGCUCAGUGAGAAUCUAAAGGAUAUACCCAAAACUAUCAAAACACCGGACUCUCUUAAUGCCGCGGUCAAAAUGCUCAAUAAUGGCAUAAUCAAUGCCU
Messenger RNA from Ostrinia nubilalis (European corn borer), 2427 nucleotides. RefSeq lists its product as uncharacterized. NCBI's taxonomy places the organism in Eukaryota, Metazoa, Arthropoda, Insecta, Lepidoptera, Crambidae. The record is from RefSeq and is a predicted model, not a curated record. The transcript is spliced from 2 exons. The coding region runs from base 296 to 1654 and encodes 452 amino acids.